Molecule: messenger RNA, 1329 nt
Organism: Centropristis striata (black sea bass)
Lineage: Eukaryota; Metazoa; Chordata; Actinopteri; Perciformes; Serranidae
Gene: cbx7b
Product: chromobox homolog 7b
Exons: 6
Coding region: 256-1059 (267 amino acids)
Biological process (GO): negative regulation of transcription by RNA polymerase II
Cellular component (GO): PRC1 complex
Source: RefSeq, a predicted model, not a curated record
GUAAACGGGAGCGCGCUCUCGCAAAACGGUCGCGCGCGAAGCGGUGUGCAGAUGUGUCGCAGAUUUUGUAAAGUCACUGGACGCUGAAGGAAGUCGCUCCUCAAUGGGCCCUUAAACUGUCAGCAAAACAAAGCGGUUGAGGGAGAAAACCUCCGCGGGAAGACAGAGCCGAAGCACCGCUGUCACAAACCGUAAACGUCACGAGAAAGACGUUACUUUGACAGUUAAAAGCCAAAUACGGCCGCGUGCACGGAGAUGGAGCUGUCAGCUAUUGGGGAGCAAGUGUUUGCUGUGGAAUCAAUCGUCAAGAAAAGAGUUAGAAAGGGGAAUGUGGAGUAUCUGUUGAAGUGGAAAGGAUGGCCUCCAAAGUAUAGCACAUGGGAGCCUGAGGAACACAUCCUGGACCAGCGCUUGGUGCAGGCCUAUGAAGAGAAUGUGUUGCAGAGAGAGAGAGCUUUGGGGCACAGGAGAAAAGGAUCCAAAGCCAAAAGACUCAUUCUACAGGAUACAGUCUACACCAUGGAUCUGCGCAGCGCUCACAAGACUCCAGCUGAACCUCCGCCUCGCCUGCGUCUCUCCCUGACACGCUCUCUGCUCCCCGAAGAUGAAGAUCGGUCAUAUGGAGCCCUCAGGCAGGACCCACAUCAGGAAAGCAAUCCCAGGAGGUUCACGUGCCUUGACUCAAACCCUCCGAGUCCCACAGAAGAAGAUUGGGAUGGCCGGGGAGAGGAGGAAGAAGAGGACGAGGAGGACAAUGUAGAAAGUGAAGAGGAGGAGGAGGAGGAGGAGGAGGAGGAGGAGGAGAAAGAGGAGGCACUAAAGGAGACAACAGAGAAGAGCGCAGGCACUUUAAAUGGACAGGAGAGAACCGACGAGUGGAGCUCCUCUAUCGGACCGGACCGGGUCGCCGUGUCGGAGAAGCUGGACGCCGUCUGGAAGCCCAUCAUGGGUCCGGAGGAGGUGACGGUCACGGACGUCACCCUCAACUCCCUCACAGUGACUUUCCGAGAGUCGAGAGUGGCCAAAGGCUUCUUCAGGGACUGGGGCCUGGAGGUCUGAUGUGUGAUGUCAGAGUAGGUUGGUGGCGAGGGCAACGCGAGAGGGUCACAGUGUUUGUUUGAUCAACGGGGGUUUUAUUCCCUCUCAGUAACCUCUCACUUUGUUCUUCCCUCUCGCCUGCUUCUUCCAGUCUGCUCAGUGGUACGUUUACAUGCACAGAGUCACCUGAACUCCACUCAAUGUUGUGUUCAAGUUCAGGAGUUCAUUUUUAAUGUGGUGGGUCUGAGUUACUUUGAAUGAAAGGGGUGUUGGAUAGUGAUAACUGGUUGU